This is a messenger RNA of Solanum lycopersicum (tomato), 375 nucleotides long. RefSeq lists its product as uncharacterized. Lineage: Eukaryota; Viridiplantae; Streptophyta; Magnoliopsida; Solanales; Solanaceae. The record is from RefSeq and is a predicted model, not a curated record.
AUGAGUUCUGCACCUCCACUCGGACACGAUAGUGAAGGAAAUAAAGUACCUAAACCCGCAGAUACAUAUAAUGAAGCAGAUUACAAAAUGCUAGGAAAGAAUGCAAAAGCUAAGUGUAUUCUUGUAUGUGGACUAGGACCUGAUGAAUUUAACCGUAUCUCAAGUUGUACCUCUGCUAAACAAAUAUGGGAUACCCUACAAAACGCUCAUGAAGGUACAACUCAAGUCCGAAAAUUCAGGAUUGCUAGUUUGUGUUCAGAAUAUGAAGCCUUUAAGAUGAAAUCCAGAGAAUCUCUUCAAGAUAUGAUCACCAGAUUCACCACUGUGGUAAACGAACUAAUCUCAUUGGGUAAAGUAUAUACCACUGAGGAAUAG